Polychytrium aggregatum is the source of this 1197-nucleotide messenger RNA. RefSeq lists its product as uncharacterized. The transcript has a single exon. Bases 44 to 1114 code for a protein of 356 amino acids. The record is from RefSeq and is a predicted model, not a curated record. NCBI's taxonomy places the organism in Eukaryota, Fungi, Chytridiomycota, Chytridiomycetes, Polychytriales.
UGUCGAUCUGUCCUGCUGGGAACUCAGGCCAUCAAUAUCGUCGAUGAGCAGCAAGGCCUCUGGUGCAAAGAGGCCAUCACGGCCUCCGUCGUCUGCUUCGGCAUCGUCGUCAUCGUCAUCGCAAGAUAGCCAGAACACCGUCGCCCGGGCUGACCAAGGCGGGCUGGUCUUGCGCAAGCUGCAAGCGGCGCUGUUGAAGCACACCUCGCCCGAGCAAUCGCUGCUGAAUUGCAUCCGCGAGGCGUGUGCGCCCACCCUUUCCUCGCCCGAUUUUGAAGCCAAGAUUCGCAAGAUCAAGCAGCUCUUUUUCGUCCGGGACUUUGGCGGCAUCUUCAACGACCCCGAGCUGGUGCCGGCAUAUUCAGCCGAGUACAUCCCUGGACGGGCACUCUGCUACCGCGAGUUGUUCACGGCCCACGACGAGCUGCGCCAGGUCCUGCUGAAGGACCAGGGCCAUGUAUUUGCCCUUGGUGCUGGCGCCGGGAGUGAGCUCGUCGGGCUGGUGUCGGCCAUGCUCGGGAUCGACAAGUUUGCGACAUACAUGCAAAAGAGGACGGCAGCCUCGGCCGCUGCGGACGAGAUCCCUGGAUCUGAAGCUGAGAAACGCAAGCUGCCUCGGCUGACCCUGCACUUGCAGGACAUUGCUGACUACAGCUGUGUCCUCCAGCCCCUCGAGGCAGCCAUGAGGACGCACUACCGCCUCCCAGAGACCCGCCUGACGAUCGAGUCGUCCGUCUUUGACAUCCUGGACGAAUCGCCCGAAGCCAAAGCGCUGCUGCUGGCCCACCUCUCAAAGGCGACGCUGGUAACGGCCAUGUUUAUCUUGAACGAGCUGCUGGCCAACAACAAGAAAGACUGCGUGCGACUGGUCACGCAGCUGGUGCGGGAAACCGCUGUGGGCUCGCUCUUGCUGGUGGUGGACUCGGCGGGAUCGUUCUCGGAGGUCAAGGUCGGACAGGGCAACUACAUGAUCUACCACCUGCUCGACAGCAUACAGGGCCUGGAAGUGGUCCUCAAAGCCGACUCGCAGUGGUACCGGUUCCCCGAGGACCUCAACUACCCGCUCAGGCUCAACAACAUGCGGUACUUUCUGCGGCUGUAUCGCCGGGUCUGAUCCAGCCAGCACCCAAUACACCCACGUGAUCCAGCAAGGCAACCGCUUCAUUUCAUUUUGGUUUUUUCUUUUUGGGCUGGGGC